Molecule: messenger RNA, 2184 nt
Organism: Ochotona curzoniae (black-lipped pika)
Lineage: Eukaryota; Metazoa; Chordata; Mammalia; Lagomorpha; Ochotonidae
Gene: ZC3H8
Product: zinc finger CCCH-type containing 8
Exons: 9
Coding region: 84-992 (302 amino acids)
Biological process (GO): negative regulation of DNA-templated transcription
Cellular component (GO): nucleus
Molecular function (GO): metal ion binding; RNA binding
Source: RefSeq, a predicted model, not a curated record
AGCGCGUGCGCGGGGCGGAGCUGCGGCAUCCACGCUGUGUAGUGCAGUGUAGGUCUGGCGGCAGGAAAGCCCUCAGCGCGGGCAUGGAUUUCGAGAAUCUCUUCUCAAAGCCUCCCAACCCGGCCCUCGGCAAGAAACAGUCCUCGGACCCUGAAGAAAGAACCGAUGAUGAAGUAGAUGAUUCAGACACUGAAGAAACACAAGAAGAGAAAAUAAAAUGGGGAGUAAAACUGGAGAGUGAGCAAAUCCCCCAAAAAGUUAAGCGUUUUGGAAACUCUACAUCACCACCAAAGAAACCGUUACGUAUAAAAUCCAGAAGUAAGGACUAUGAUACGUACAGUGAUGACGAUAUCUGCGCUCAGGACUCGGAAGAUACUUUUGCCCAGGAGCUUCAGCAGUACAUAAAGGCUAAAGAGAUGGCAAGUGCCACCCAGUCCUUAGCCCUUCCCGAGCACUCCGUGGCAGAGGAGGGAGCGAACGGUGCCCAGCAAGCUACUAAGCAGAAAAAUAAGAAAUCUAAAGCUGGUCAAAAGAAUGGUAAACAGAAGAAAAUGAAGCGAAAAUGGUCUGACACUGGAAACAAAGGGUCCAACGGCUUGCCAAGGAAAAAGGGCUCCCAGGAAGAGGAUGAUAAGCCUAAGGAGAAGCGGCAGCCCGUCAUGAGUCAGGGAUUCAUCAACCAGCAUACUGUGAUGCGCGAGGGAAGACAGAUCUGCAAAUAUUUUCUUGAAAGGAAGUGUAUUAAGGGAGACCAAUGUAAAUUUGACCACGAUGCUGAAAUAGAGAAGAAAAAGAUGAUGUGUAAAUUUUAUGUGCAAGGCUAUUGUACCAGAGGUGAAAACUGUCUGUUUUUGCAUAAUGAAUAUCCUUGCAAGUUUUACCACACAGGAACAAAGUGCUAUCAGGGAGAGUACUGCAAGUUUUCACAUGCUCCACUGACGGACGAGACACGGGAGCUCCUGGCCAGAGUUUUGGAUGCUGAAAAGAAAUAAUGUAAAUAACGUAGACAAGAAAAGAUUUCGUUGGCUAGAACCACUUAUGCAAGGCAGAGUAGAAGUGAACACAAAUAGAAAAUGUUGCCUGUGUCAGUGCAAGGCGGGAUAGUUCAGGGUCUGACCGUUAUGUGAUGUCAGCAGUUGUUUUGUUGUGAGUGUGCUGUUAAUUUGGGGGAGUCUCUCCUGUUUGGCAUGUUGAAGAUUUUUCUCGUGGAUGGGUAUUGGAUUUUGUCAGAUGCAUUUUCUUCAUCUAUUGAGACGAUCCUGUAAUUUUUCCUUUAUUAACCUGACAAAUACUAAUCUCCCCUUCUCACUGGACGUUAAGCUCCAGACUCCUCAGUAGGCACACUGCUCCUCUUUGACUUUUAAAUUUUCCAAUCUGUUUUUUCUUGUAUUCUUAUUUUGACAUGAUUUUUUUUUUCUUGUAUCAUUUCUGAUGUUUCUGAGCUCUUUGUUUCAUUACCUACAUGUUUUUGCUCAUUUGUAGUCUUGACUUUUGAAUUUUGGUUGAAAGUGUUUUUCACAUUCCCAGAAGAAUGUUUAAUUCAUUUUGGAUUUUUGUGCUGCAGGGGUUUUUGGAGAGAGCCAGGGGAGCAGGGCCAGCCACAGGUGACUGUCCACAAGCUAAUGCCGCUGCCCUCUUUCCUUCUGUGGCUUGUAGAGUGAGGCGUGCCGAUGCCUGUCCUCUCAGAGCUCUUCCAGCACUGGCCAUUCGAAGCAGUUUACAAGGUUGCUCGAUGAAGGCGCCCUUUUGUGCCAUGGUGAUGCUGUGCAGUUUCUUCAAUGAUGAUACAGAGGGCCGGAAAUCCACUGUGCAAGUGAAGGGGCUGAUUGUCACCAAGAUGCCGCAGCCGUUGGAACGUACGACAGACACUCGUGGGUGGAGAAGGUGGACGUGGAUGAUGGAAGUCUCUUGUGACUGCGUUUUCCCAAUAAACUGGAAGGAAGGCAAGGCUGGGCUGAGUGAGGACAGGUGGAAUGCUGUAGAUCUGAGGGGAGAGCUGUGGAAAGACAAGGGGAUGGUGCAAAACUACGACUAGAUCUCUUCAUGUCAUUAAAGACCCUCACGACACGUUCUUGGUGGGGUGGUUAUUCACAGUCUGGUUCAUAGCUUAAAGCAAAUUAUGGUUUUUUCAUUUUUUAAGACUGUUGGGAAUUGAUUUGUUAAAUAAAAUGAACAAUAUCUUGA